CACCACCACCAUGUCUGUCACCGCACUCAAGCGUUCAAUCAACUUUGGCUACGGCAGCAAUCUUUGGCACGAGCAGAUGGACGAACGCUGCCCGGAUCACAAAUUCUUGGGUAUAGGGAUCCUCCGGGACUGGCGCUGGAUCCUCAAUGCGCGCGGGUACGCCAACAUCGUGCCCUCGCCUGGCGAAGCCGUGUACGGCGCUCUAUAUGAGCUCUCCCAAGAUGACGAGGCCAGGCUCGACAUCUACGAGGGUGUACCCGAGUCCUAUGAGAAGCAGCACCUCUCAGUGGAGUACCUAGGAUCGCAGGAUGGAGUUGCGACCAUCGUCGAUGGCGACAAAAAGAUCAUCGAGGGCUCCCUCGCCUAUGUUGACGUGCAGCGAACGGAGCCACACAACACGCCUCAGGCCGAAUACAUCCCACGAAUGAACCAUGCCAUCGCGGAUGCCCUACGCGAGGGUGUCCCGGAGGACUACAUCGAAAAGUAUAUACGGAAGGUCAUUCCGAGGUCGUGAAUAGCGAAUGUAGGCCCGCAGUGAAGGAGGAAGAAGAGAAAGCGAAAUACAGUAAAGUGUUCCUGUCAAUACCUGAUCAUA
Molecule: messenger RNA, 595 nt
Organism: Schizophyllum commune H4-8
Lineage: Eukaryota; Fungi; Basidiomycota; Agaricomycetes; Agaricales; Schizophyllaceae
Exons: 3
Coding region: 11-514 (167 amino acids)
Molecular function (GO): gamma-glutamylcyclotransferase activity
Source: RefSeq, a predicted model, not a curated record